Xyrauchen texanus (razorback sucker) is the source of this 5452-nucleotide messenger RNA. Its product is annotated as zinc finger MYM-type protein 1-like. The transcript has 7 exons. Gene Ontology annotation, molecular function: protein dimerization activity. NCBI's taxonomy places the organism in Eukaryota, Metazoa, Chordata, Actinopteri, Cypriniformes, Catostomidae. The record is from RefSeq and is a predicted model, not a curated record. The coding region runs from base 3711 to 5174 and encodes 487 amino acids.
GUAGGAUCCAUGACGGUGUUGGUCAAGCCUUCUGUCAGGAUAUAAACAAGGAGUCAGAGAAGCAGAUACUUGAAAACAGGUUCAGAAGACUCACUGGCGAAUCGGAGGGAUACAGGGGCACUGGUGAUAGGAAAUGUAAACAGGAGUCCUGGAGACAACAGAAUGAGGACACAGAAGUUAGAGGUAUUCAGGUAAGUUAACGUUACUUUUCAGCAAUCGGGAUGCUUCAGGGAUUCAGAAGAUCACGGUGAGAGUCUGUUCCUGUUGGAGGCUUGACGCUGAACUGGGGUUAUGGUGAGUGAUUUAUAGUACGCGUUGAUGAGGUUGUUAAUAGUGAACAGGUGUGUUAGAUUAGUAAUCCGGGGAGAGUGAUCGUUGAGUGGAGGGUGGAAUCAAGCCUGGUUGAUCUCUCACAAUAUAAGGUAGACCUAAAACUCUACAAAUGACAAAAUACAAAUGAAACAGAGGAUUUAAAUAUGGCAAUAACCCUUUCUAAGAAAACAACUACAGAGAGAUUAACAGCUUAUACCAAAUCAAAAACCGAUAAAGCCACACUUAAUCUUUACAGUGUAUGCUAAAAGUACAUGUCUUUCAAAUAAUAUGUAGAAUCACUUUUUCAAAGUCUCAAGUCACAUUCAAAACCCUCUCUAACAGAACAGUUGUGUGAAUACAAAUAUGGUAGGAUAAGUUUUACCACAGGGUCCACACUGAGCUGAAAACUGUUUUACUACAGUUCUAUUUGCACAAAUGAAAGCAGGUCUCUCUUUAAAUAUUUAGAGAGAAGAGUGAUUAUAGGGCACAGGUGCAGCUGUGCUUUCACCUGUUUUAUAGAUAAGGUGAUCUGUAAUGUUUCAAACAGAAGGCUACUCUGGUGGUCUCCAGUGUUACACACUGACCUUCAUUCAGUUUGCAAACAAAACUUUGAUAAAAUAGGUUUGGCAGCAUGGCAAGCUCACCUCAAAGUGUGAAUUAGAGUUGCGGCUUUGUUCAAACACACACAUAUUAAAAAAGUAAAUGCUGCCACACAUAAAAUCUAAUUUUGGUGUAAUAAUAACAACCCAUUGUAACCAUUAUUAUGAUAUCAUAGCAUGCACUAACUAAGCUUCCAUCCAAGGAUUUAUUGUUUAAAAAGUUUUAGUGCAUCAAAAUAAAGCUCAUGGAAAUGCAAAUUACAGCUAAAAUUUCCUAAGUGUCGACAUCAUAUUUUUCUGUUUAACUCUAGUACAUAAACACUAUGUCGAUACUUAAAAUAUAACGAAAAACACUGUAAAACAGUUAAAGGAUGGGCAAGGAGGAGGCGAGAACCGGCUUGUCAACAUAAAUAAUAAUUUAAUAAGAAACCUAAAACACAACAUAAACAAACACACAUGCGGACAUGCCCGUAAUUCUCUCUCUCUCGAACAAUCGUCACCGGCCGCCUUUAUCCCUCGCGAUAUUCCGACCCGGUCCAGCCCCCCCUCCGCUCCACAUUCCUCCCGGCGUUAUCUCAGGCCGGGGUGCCACCGGCAUGACUUACACCCCCCCAUCCCUGGGGCGGGGUGUGUCUCGCGUGGUCAUCCCCACCUUCCUAGCCCUGGGAGGAGACAGAAGGGGACAAACAACAACAAAAUAGGCGAACAUGGUGCGAAAGGGAGAGAGAGAGGAGAGAGUAAAAGCUCACUCACCGGUUCUCCGAUGUACCGUCGCGUGGUCCUCGAACACUCCUCCACACUCAGGCGGACGACAGCCACUCCAACCCCAGGCGAACCGGAGUGAAACCUUCGACCCCAGCGGGCAGAACGCGCCUCCGCUUUCCUGGCAGCAAAUGGGGACACUCCUCCGCCCCUGGCAGCGGCCCUACCGCUCUGGGCGGUCGGAGAGUUUUUCUCUCUCCUCUCUCUCUCUCUUUCGCACCGUGUUGGCCUUUUUCCUCGCCUAUUUUAUGCCGCUGUCCCCGUGCUCACUGAAAUUAGAGACAGGUGUUAGACAUAAUUUAGCUCAGGUGUAAGCGCCCUUACCGCUUUUCUCUCCCGGACGGGCGCUUGACCACGCUCCCGCUGCCACAGCAUAGAAGCUGCACAACGCAUAGCACAAAACUCAACCUCCCAAAUAAUGCUUGGUCAAAUGGCAUAACACUUAUAAACUAAUUAUUUAUGUGUGUCUGAGCCUGCUUGGCUGAAUGGCUUAAACGUGUAGUGACCGGACUCAUAAUGUGCUCCUGGACCUGGAAAGCCCAGAGCUUGUGACUUAGCCUAGCUAUGUGUGGAUUUAUUUAAAUCAAUAACCUAAAAUUGUGAUGUGUGCCAGUGCCUGAUUUGGCUACGGCUUACAUUGACAAAGACGCGCUUUUAUGUGUCUUUGCCAAAAGCAAACCAUACUGUACAAUCUGAUAGAAGAAAAAAUCCCCAGCAACCAGCUGAGCUCUAAAUGCAGUUUGACAGGAAAAGAAGUAUAUGUUGAGUAAAAUGUCAGCACUUUCAAAAUCUGCGCUUAAUCGUGAUUAACUAUGAAAUAUCAUGAGAUUAAUCAUGAUUCAAUAUUUUAAUUGAACAACAGCACUAAUUAAAAUACACACUGUUUCAAAAGUAUAGUCACAAGAUGUAAACUUUACACAUGUUAACAUGAGGUUAGUGUGAUAAAAUGAGGGAUUUACUGGUGUUAUGACGUUAACCACAUUGCAGGCUUUACUGGUGUUAAGUCAUUAAUACUGCAUGUGACAUUGGAAAAUACACAUGAGUUUAGCAAGUGAUUUUAUCACAAAAUAAUUCACUUUAACAUGGAUAAUGUUUACAUCUUGUGGCAUACGUCCAGUGGACUGGCCCCAUUCUCUUCCAUUGAAUGUACCUUAAUAUAACUGCAAUUUAGGGUUUUAUUUUUAAAUAAACAAGAGACAUGCUAAAAUAUAUUUUUUGUGGUAAUCAACAUUAUGCCACAAAGGCUGUCGAUUGUUGACUCUCUCUCUCUCUCUCUGGUCCUUUUCUUUCCUCAAAACAGUCUGGUGUCACAGCUGGCUGGCUACCCUUUCCAUCUCACACCCCAGUAUUUCCAGGCAGGAGCUCUUCUGUGGACUGUCUCUGUUGUCUCUGAUGGAUAUACGACAAUUUUUCUUGUCGUGCAGGAGUAGAUCUGCAAAUGAGCAACAGUCAGAAAAGUCAGUGCAAAAAGAGAAUGAAGUGGAGGCAGAGCAGAUUGAAGAAGGCACAACAGAGAAAGGGCAAGAUCAUGAUCCAGUACAGGGACAGAGAGAGCAUGAAGAAGAGGAAGACAUGAGUCAGGAGAGAGAGGACAGACAUACAGAGAAAGAAAUGUCAGAUGAAGCACAUACAGCAGCUGCACCUUUAGAUCAGUUUGACGUUGGCGAAAACGACACAGGUCCAAAACAGGCAACAUUACACACUUAUCCCCAGGAGAACUUUGGCUUACAAAAAAGAUAAUUCCAGCCAAACUGGUUUCAAACUUUUGCUUGGCUUGAGUACUCACAGAAGACAGAUUCUGCCUACUGCUUUGCUUGCCGUGUCUUUGGUAAAAACUUGAAGCAUGAUGUAUUUGUGAGUAGUGGAUACAAAAACUGGAAAAAGGCACUCAACGCAUUUCACAAACAUGAGGGGACUCAGUCACACAAGGAUUGUAUUCUCUCCUGGAAAGGUUACAAGGCUAGUGCAUUACAGGGAAAUGUUAUACAGCAGAUUGAAGCAGCAAAUGCUGAUGAAAUUAGACAAAGAAGGGAGUAUAUGCGACGUGUUGCGGCUGUGACCUGCAUGUUGGGGAAGCAAGGGCUACCAUUAAGGGGUCAUGAUGAAACAGCAGAAAGUCAUAAUAAGGGCAACUUCUUGGAAUGCAUGGGGCUUUUGCAGAAGUUUGAUCCUUUCUUGCAGCAUUACACACCUCCAUCAAACAGCACCUAUCUCUCCCCUGUCAGUCAGAAUGAAAUGAUAGAGUGCUGCUCAAAAGAGGUGACAGCAACUUUGAUCAAAGAAAUGCAUGAGUCAAAAAUGUUUGCCAUUAUGGCAGACGAGGCCAGAGAUGGACACACUGAACAGCUAGCAAUUUGUGUGAGGUAUGUCACUGAGGGAACAGUUAAAGAGAGAUUCCUGUCCCUGACAGAGCUGAGAAGUUUCGACGCAAAGUCAAUAACAGAAGCAUUAGAGAGAAAAUUACAAGAAGAAGGAAUUGCUCAAUUGAAGUGUGUUGCUCAGACAUACGAUGGAGCUGCAGUUAUGAGUGGAGCAGCUGGAGGUGUUCAGUCUCUUUUCAGGGAGAGGCACCCUGAGGCUAUAUAUGUUCACUGUUAUGCCCAUGAGUUGAAUCUCGUCUUGUGCCACACCUGCAGAGGGAUUACUGAGGCCGCAGAGUUCUUUAGUCUGCUGGAAAGUCUGUAUUCAUUUUUCAGUGUUUCCCUGGUCAGCCACCACAAGUUUAAAGAAGCACAAACAAAAUUGGGAUUGCAACCAUGUGAACUGGAUCUCCUAUCUGUAGUGGCAGGCUUGCACAAAUAUCUCCAAAAAGAGACCAUUGACCUUCCCCAAGCAGUUGCAUACAAAGAUGCUGUGUCAACUUUCUGGCCAGAGACAGAAGAAAAAAGGAUGGAGGAUUUUGUUGUUGAAACAACUUAUGGUGCACAUAGGAGAAUCAGCACAGAUGCCGAACAAGUCAAAACAAAGUUACUAUAUCCAUGUCUGGAUAGAAUGAUAACUGAACAGGAGAACCGUUUUUCUGCUGUAAAUGCCACAUUGCUUCAAGGUAUUCAAGCAAGUAGCCCAGUGUCUGAAAACUUCCUGUCUGAGCCACAUUUAGAAGAACUAGCACACCACUACAACAUUGAUUUGAAGACAGAGGAAGUCAUGGUAGCAAGGCACUUUUUGACACGUAAAAAGCAAGCUGGUGCAGCUCCACAGGACAUGGUUUCACUUUAUAACCUGCUGGAUUCUGAAAUGUUUCCGUCACUGAAAUCUGUCAUCCAGGUUGCCCUCACUGUACCUGUUAGCAGCUGUUCGUGCGAGAGGUCUUUCAGUGCUCUUCGUCGUCUCCGCAACUGGCUAAGGAGAACAAUGGGUCAGAGCAGGCUCCAUCAACUGGCAGUUAUGGCCAUCGAGAAAGAUGUCAUUGAGCAAUUGGAGCAUGAUAAAAUAAUCAACAGGUUUGCUACUCUUAAGGAGAGAAGACACAGGUUGAUGCUCCCAAUGAAAGACCAGUAACUGGGCUGCAAAAACUUUGUCCCUGCUUCUCACAGGCUGCUUCAUUUUCGCUUGUUUUUCAUUCUUUCUGAUAGUUAACCACAGCCCCCUCUUAAUCCAUUGUCCAGCCUCAUACCUGUGUUGUUUAUAUUGCUGAAAUGGAUAGUCAAAGUUUAUGACUUUUAUGUUAUUUUCUGGUUAAAAUUUUAUUUUAUUUUGUCAGAAAAAUUCAGUAUCUAAGGUUUGUAUGUGAGCAUAGAAAUGCAAACAGUAAAAUGUUGUGUUUGUACUGGAAACGU